AUGAGUAAUGUGAGAAAGACAGACUGGAAAUGUCAAAAAUGCGAAGCUAGGUCAUCCAACUCGGCGUAUUUUUGUUACUCUGAGAAUGAUACCAGAGAUAAGAGUACACAAAAGCAAUUGAGAGACGAAAGUAAUGAUGACAGCAAUAGCAAGAGAUUUAAAAACUCAAUUUCCAACAACAAUGAUGAUGCAGGCUUGUCAAAACCUAGCGACAUGUCAGAAUUGAAGACAGGUAUGCUUGACUUACAGAACUGCAUUAAGCAGCUCACCAUGAGCGUCACAACAAUGAGCACGAAACUGGAACAACAAUCACAAGAUAUGAACAAAAUGAGUACAAAACUAGAACAAUACGCAGAAGGCAUGAAUAAACACGUUACAACACUAACAACACAAAUUUUGGAUCUGCAAGAGAGGAAUCGAAAAAGAGACGUACAGUAUGAUAUGCUUACUCAGAGAAUUGAGAAGCUAGAGCAGAAGGCUUUAAAUAAAAACAUAGAGAUUAGCAACAUACCAGAUAUGAGUAUUGAUGUGAGAGAGAUAAUAUCGAAAAUUACUGAGAAGACACAAGUGACUAUCAACAACAACGAUAUUGAUAAAACGAUUGACCGAAACAAUAUUACAUCUGACAAGCAAAUAGAUGACAUUUUAUCAAGUACUCAUAAAGAAUCUGGCGUCGCAGCUUUUGCAAAAUAUCAUUAUGCCUUAUUUUGUAUAAUCAGAGAAAGAUUCAAUUUUAAGGUGACAUUCCGAAAUGCGCGUGGGUGGGCUGGAACACUGGGAAAUUCAUCAUUCCGCCUUGGUUAUAUAGGAAUAAUGCAAAGGAACGAAGCAGAUAUCGGUGCUUCGGCAUCGUAUAACCGUUUAAAUCGGUUUGCCUACUUCGACGUUCUUCAUCAGGGCUGGAAACUCGAAGCUGCCUUUAUUUAUAGAUUAACGCCUAACAUUGGGUAUAAAAAUGCAAACGGUGAUUUUUUUACUCCAUUUGAAAAACGUGUGUGGUUUAUUAUGAUCGGCAUUUGUAUUAUUCUAACACUUUCGUGGAUAUGUAUUGAAUGUGCAAUGUCUUCUGAGGAGAAUAAAUUUCAAAUACUGUUUAUUGUUCCAAUCAAUGUUAUCGGUGCUAUGUGCCAGCAAGGACUGGAAUCAAGUCCUUUUGGAAUCUCAUCUCGUGUUAUAUCGCUUACAACUUUUGUAUUUUCGUUGUUAUAUUACAAUUAUUAUACAUCGUCAGUUGUAGGUGGUCUUCUGGGCAAUACCGUUGAAGGUCCUUCGACAGUUGAUGCCAUUGUUUCUAGCCAAUUGAAAGUAUCGUUUGAGGACAUUGGAUAUUAUAAAAUAUUAUUUCAGUACAACAAAAGCCAAGGAAUAAGGCAGCUUCUUGAAAAGAAGGUACUACCCUAUAGAGACCCGAAAGAUUUGCCAGUAUACACCAAUUUGGAAGAAGCUCUACCGUAUAUCAAGAAAGGAGGGUAUGCUUUUCAUUGUGAAGUCGUUGAUGCGUAUCCCGAAAUUGCAAAACAGUUUGAUGUUGCAGAAAUAUGUGAUUUGCGAGUAGUGUAUGGCCUUUUAGUAUCCGAACUAUUGAAUUUUGUCAUCCACAAAAACAGUCCAUAUACCGAACUUUUUCGCAUCGCAAUACGAAGGGCUGUUGAAGUUGGGCUUGAUAGGCAUAUCCUUAAGCAACUACAGCCGGAGAAACCUGUUUGUAGUAAUUUAUAUACAGUAUAUGCAGUUGACCUGACUGGUAUAACCAGUGCAUUAUAUUUUUUGGCAGGUGCCAUUCCAAGAUGGUGCCCCGCCGCACUAUCACAGGGACGUACGAGCUUACCUGGAUAA
Molecule: messenger RNA, 1836 nt
Organism: Musca vetustissima
Lineage: Eukaryota; Metazoa; Arthropoda; Insecta; Diptera; Muscidae
Gene: Ir31a
Product: ionotropic receptor 75a
Exons: 5
Coding region: 1-1836 (611 amino acids)
Source: RefSeq, a predicted model, not a curated record